This is a messenger RNA of Malaya genurostris, 917 nucleotides long. RefSeq lists its product as uncharacterized. Lineage: Eukaryota; Metazoa; Arthropoda; Insecta; Diptera; Culicidae. The record is from RefSeq and is a predicted model, not a curated record. The transcript is spliced from 3 exons. Bases 286 to 846 code for a protein of 186 amino acids.
CUUAUUUUACAGUUCACGAAAACGAAGACUAAUCUUUCCAUUUUAACUCAAAAAUACACUUCAACUGGAAUAUCCAACUGUUGCGUUUCGGUAGACGCCUGUUACCCGAAAAUUUCAGCAUGCAAUCCUACUUAAACUAUUAUUUCAAAAUAUCACUAAACGCUGAUAGCUGAUAGUCGAUCUCAAAUAAUUUCUCCCAAUUACAAAACUCAUACAGCGUGAAAAAUCUCAUCUAUAAAAGCCAACGUUUUGUUGGGAUUACGAAAGUCCACUUCGCUCAUCACAAUGACCAACCAGAAUCAUUUCGGCAGUUUCGUGCUUCUGCUAUUCUCGCUUACAUUGCUGGACGCCACGGACAUUCUCAUUCGUGAGGUAGGCUGCAACAGCAACGCCGACUAUGUGAAGGUCUUCAUCAAGAUCCAUAACGGAACCGAUAAGGUGCGUAGUUCCGCGGUUGAUAUAGACGCAACAGUGUUUCAGGAUGUUCCCGAUAACGUGCUGGUAAGUUUAGAUCUAGCGUCGAAAAUGGGCAACGAAUAUCGAACCCUACUCAGCUCAACCGUGGAUAUGUGCAGCUUGAACGUAUCGAAAUCGAAUGAUCCAUUGAUGCGAUUGUUAGUUUCUGAAAUGAACAAGUACGGCAAUUUGACCGUGGACUGUCCACUUCACUCGGGCAAUUAUGUAGUGCGCAAUUUCCGCAUCAAUCGUGAGAACUUGCUGAUAAAAAUGGCGCCACCUGGCCAGUAUCGCGUGGGCAUCGACGUGAAACAUAAAAAGGUUCCAAGCAAUCCCGCGAUUCCGAUCUUUGAUAUUGAGUUUUAUGCCGAUUUAAUUGCUAAUAAAUAAUAAUUAUAUUUUUGAGUUGUUUCAACAAUGUUUUGAAAUAAUUGUCAUAGAUGUGAAAUAUUUUUUUUAAU